UGAUCAUGAGCAUGAGUGAGACUUAAGUGGCCACUUGCAACGACCAAACAGCCCCUUCUUCCUCCUCUGCCGAGCGCCGCCACCCAUCCCGCUGCCGAGCACCCGAGCCCCUAGCUCGUCUUCCUCAUCGCGCGAGCGCCUCCACCGCAGGUGGUGAUGCCGCCAGUGGAAUCGCCUCGAUGGCAGCAGAAGGCAACGGAUUUCUUCUCUUCAUCUAGUUUCAAACUGAAGCAGGCAGGGCAAUCUGCUGGGGAUAAUAUAGCUGAUGUUGCAGGGAAGGUUGGGUCAGUGGUGAAGAGUCGGUGGGCUAUCUUUCAGGAUGCUAGACAACGGCCACCACCCCCAGGCGAUACCGUGCAGGAACGCUUCAUUUCUGCUGCUGCCAACACUGGGGUGAUUCUGAGGAAGGGCAUUUCAGAGACGAAGGAGAAGGUUGCAGUAGGAAAGGUCAAAGUUGAAGAGGCUGCUAAAAAAACUGCAGAUAAAAGCAAAACUAUUUUGAACAAUAUUGAACGCUGGCAGAAGGGAGUUGCCAGCACUGACGUCUUUGGUGUCCCUAUAGAAGCCACUGUACAACGAGAGCAAUCUGGUAAAGCUGUGCCCCUGAUACUGGCAAAGUGUGCAGACUACCUAGUGAUAUCAGGUUUGAGUAAUGAGUACUUGUUCAGAUCUGAAGGUGACAGAAAAGUUCUUCAGCAAUUAGUUUCGCUUUAUAAUGAGGAUUCGGGUGCAUCUUUGCCUGAUGGUGUAAGCCCUAUUGACGUAGCUGCAUUGAUCAAGUGCUACCUUGCAAGCAUUCCUGAGCCACUUACUACGUUAGCUCUUUAUGGUGAGCUUAGAGAUGCGAGGGUUAGCAUUGAUGAUCUUAAGAACAUACUGAAGAAGCUUCCAAAUGUGAACUACAUGACACUAGAAUUUAUUACAGCAUUGCUAUUGAGAGUAAGCCGUAAAUCAUCACUUAACAAGAUGGACUCUCGUAGCCUUGCUGUGGAGUUUGCACCUUUGAUCAUGUGGCAGCAAGGGGAUUCUGGAACAGAUUUACGGAAUCAUCUCAGGUUCACCCUAAAAGCACCUCCGAAAAUGGUGGAUACAACAUCAAAUACCGCUACGUGGGACCUGCUAGAUGAGGAUGAUGUGGAUGCUUCUUCACAAAUCCCCUUGGAUGAUAUGUCGCCCCCAGACUACAGUGCCAUUGAGGUCAUCCAGUGCCUGAUUGAGCAUCACAACCCCAUAUUCACCGAUGCAAACGAGACUGUAUGGAGGUGACCUGACCCAGCAUCUCCUCUUUAGAUUAUCUGUGGUGUUUAGCUCGUGCUAUGUACAAGUUCCAGAUAGGAUGGGUGAUGAUGGAGUGUAGUGUCGUGCAUAAUUUUCAGGGAUAAGCAUUCUGGUCCGAACUUUUCCUUUUUGGGGAGUGAAAGUAGGGACUGUAUAUACGCUAGUAUUAAUUCUCCACAAGGCAGAGUUGCCUUGUGGGGUUGCCUCGUUAAUAAUGUAGCAGCACUCUUUUGC
Messenger RNA from Brachypodium distachyon (stiff brome), 1512 nucleotides. RefSeq lists its product as uncharacterized. Gene Ontology annotation, biological process: signal transduction. The record is from RefSeq and is a predicted model, not a curated record. Bases 157 to 1266 code for a protein of 369 amino acids. The transcript has 10 exons. NCBI's taxonomy places the organism in Eukaryota, Viridiplantae, Streptophyta, Magnoliopsida, Poales, Poaceae.